CGCGUUUAAUGCCUUACUCCGCCGAGAAAACGGCCCAAGUUAUGUGGAACGUGAUGGACCUAGGCGCUGUGCCGGACGGUCAGUUGAAUAUCGUUAAGCGGUCCGACAACUUGAUGGUGUCGGAUGGUUGUUUCACUAACCAACUCGAUUGUGGGGGUGUCGUGGAGAUCCGGUCGAGGUGUGUGAUGAAGCGCUUCCUUGUUCCAGAAGGCUUCAUCGUCAUGAUUGAAGGCGUGAGCGAGUGGCUCGUAAGACCCUCUUGCUCGGAAGAGUGGAGACAUGUGACCCGGGACUCUGGCUGGGGAAUAGUGCAUCCCGUUGCUGAAGGCGGACUGUGUCAGCUCCAGACUGGGCUGCACCUCCAAGAGAACGAGUGGGGGCUAAAAAUGUCUGACGUCUCUCACAAAACCCCAUCGCUGCUUUCCCGUGGUGUCGGCGAGGUCAUGAUCCCUUCGUUCCGCAAAAUCAUUGAGUCCCGGCACCAACUUGUGGACAACAAGCUGCUAGAUUCGUCGCUUUAGCGCACAGAUUAGUGGGGAACACAUACAAUGUCCUGUACGAAGCAGUACGUCCCUAUUACUUGCCACUUCAUUGGGAUCGUAUUGUAAAAUUGUGAAGCGAUGAACGUACACAUUAAACGU
Phytophthora sojae is the source of this 641-nucleotide messenger RNA. RefSeq lists its product as hypothetical. The record is from RefSeq and is a predicted model, not a curated record. The transcript has a single exon. The coding region runs from base 9 to 521 and encodes 170 amino acids. Lineage: Eukaryota; Oomycota; Peronosporomycetes; Peronosporales; Peronosporaceae.